UUUCUCCCCUAAUUAUUGACCCCAAUUCCUUGAAAUUUGCCUUGCCAUUGCCUUUAUCAUAUUGCUAUUAUUGAUGUUACGUAUUGCUUAUGUUGCGCUUUGUUAUUGGUUCGUGUAUGGGAAACGGAAAGCGUGUGGUUGAUGUGCGGCCUUGGCUCCUUUGGUAAAAAAUUAUUUCAAAAAGUGCUCGAAAGCGUUAUACGCUACUCAAGUGGCAAGCGAGUAAGUCGUAUGCGGCAAAGUUUAAAAGUGUUAUUUUUAAACAAAGACAACUAAACUUUCUCAAGCAGUAGCUCCGAAGAAACUGCUCCGAUGGAAAGUGCGCUGCCUUAGGUCUAAUAACUUUGCUGUCUUUCUCUUUUUUUUUGCAUUUGAAGUUUCACAACCGCGCGUACCUUGAAAUUCUUACAUUGAAAGGUGCAAAUUAUCAUCCUCCAGACUUUAGCGUAAAGUUGCAAUCGCUGCACGAAACUCUCUGGUUCACAACCCACCUUACGGUUUUCCGCAGAACACAUUCGCCAGUCGAUACUUUGUUUCGCAUACCUCAGUGUGCAGCGACAUCUCCCUUUCCACUCCUAGGGAAGAAGGCACGGGCAUGAGGUACGUGCUCGGCGUGUGCGGCGUGAUCAUAUUAUUCGCACUCGCCACGGUUGCCGUGGUGUUCCUGUUGGCCUACCAGGGUGAGAGCUCCGAGGUGGAUGACGCAGGCGGCAGCAACCGAUCUGGCGGUGGUGACGCCCCGCCUCCCAUGGAAGUCCCCGCCGUCGAACAGAUAACUACCACUCUUGUCCAGACUGCUCCCCUGCCCGGUACCACGCGCGCACGCACAUCGCCAUCGCCAUCCACACCUAGACCGACGACGAGUAGGAGUACGGCGUCGAAGGCGUCGAAGGCGUUGACGGCGUCGACGACUCCCAGUACGAAGCCCGGCCCGAUGACGGUGACGACCCCGCCCCCACCGCUGCUGUGCUCGGUGGGCGCGACGCCGACCGCCUUGCGGCCGCUCCUCCCGCCGGACAGAACGUGCGACAUCCUCGUCUACGCGCACGUCCGGUUCUUCAACCACACGCUGCGACCGGUGAUCAGCGAGAUGAGCUUCCACACGUUCAGGAACGUCUGCGAAUCCUACGCUCACACCACCUGCGGCGUGUCCUUCGACGCGAGGCACAUUCCGCCACCGACGUUUGCAUCAAUUGAAUUCGAGGAAACCUUGGAAGAACUUAAGGGAAAGUUCCAUAUCGAUCACUAUGGUAUUCUCAACAUCUAUGGUUCGGAAGACUUCGUCGACAGCGUAUCCAAGAAAGAUGCACCCAGAGUUCUAACCGCACUGCGACGACUCUUGGGAGAAGACGACCGGGAGAGGCACAAGGUCUUCGUCGGAGUCGGCUACCGCUACUACAACGCCACGAACGCCUGGAAGUCUCUGACAUACGCAGCCUCGAACUUGGCGUCGAAGGACUUGGAUAUAUUGGUCAUAAUCACCAGUUUUCUGACGCUGGGCGACCGGCAUGAGUGCAUCACACUUCCUGUCAAUGCCAUGAAUAGCCCGAACCGCUUCGUUCCCACUCUGGACGCGGCGUCUGUUAUGGCCAAGGCGGCAUUCGCGAGGCCCUCGAUCGUCGUGGCGUUCACCUUCCAGAUGGGCGUGCCGUACUACGUCCUGACGAAGGAGUACAACCCCAUCAUCGAAGCCAUGUACGAGCCCUGCACUUUGUUCGGCAUCAGCGACUACUCCCAGGCAUGCCAGGCCGACUCAGCUGACCUCAGCCUCGAGAAGACAGUCAUCGGCUUGAACAAACCGGAGUCAAUCAAGUUACUUGGCAAAAAAAUAUUCCAGUCCCACGACACGCUGCACUACAUGACAGAGAAGGCCAAGAUCAUCAUGGAGAGGCCUGAUACACGCGUCAACCUUUCGUGGUUCCUCUGGGACGUGCACCUGACGGACACCACGAGGACAUGCCUCACAGGGGGACCUUUCGAACGGGUCAAAGGAUUCAGGGACUUCUUUUAUCGGCAGGCUCAAAUGCCCAAGGGAUAGGGUGGCACCGUUGUCUGCGCGGCUCUAGCGAAAACACGCUCUAGUGCGCCGGCUACUGUUUCUUUC
Dermacentor albipictus is the source of this 2104-nucleotide messenger RNA. Lineage: Eukaryota; Metazoa; Arthropoda; Arachnida; Ixodida; Ixodidae. The record is from RefSeq and is a predicted model, not a curated record.